ACGGUGUGCAGCAGCUUCAGUCGGUCCGGACGCGGUGUCCUCUGUGGACGGAGGCAGCCUUCGUCAGGAUGAGGAGGAGCCCGCUGCCGGCGGCUCGUGGAGGCGCCGCCGCGCGCCGCUCGGCCGCUGCCUCCGCUCCAAACACCUCCGCCGGCUCCUGCAACACGACCAGACCCGGUCCAUGCUGUCUCCCUCUACACAGGCAGCGAUGAACGCUACUGAAUGAGAGCUUUCAGGGAGGAAGCGUCUGUUGGAUUGUGUUUUUUUUUUCUUUGAUGGCAACUUGACGCGAAACUUUACUGAAAUUGUGAGGAUUUGAUCCAAGGAUGCGCCGCAGAGGAUUCAUCCGAGCGCGCAACUUUAUUACUUUUAUCUUUGUUCCCGUGAUUUUUGUGACUCCUUGCGGAAUAAAAUCAAACACACGAACUAUGAACUUUCUUAUGUGGAUGUUAAACUUGUUACUUUGUUGUAACUGCGACGCACAGAUGGGGUUUGAUGGUCCUCUGUCCGCACAGGAGCAGAUGUUCAUCCUGUACGAAGUCAAAAUGCAGUGCUUUCAGAACCUGUCCAACAUGGAGCCGGCCAUCGCAGCAGGACUUCUUCGAGCGGCUGUACAUCAUGUACACCACUGGCUAYGCCGUGUCCUUCAGCUCUCUGCUGGUGGCCAUCAUGAUCAUUGGAUAUUUCAGGCGUCUUCACUGCACCAGAAACUACAUCCACAUGCACYUGUUUGUUUCCUUCAUGCUACGGGCGGUCAGCAUCUUCAUAAAGGACAAAGUUGUUUAUUCCAGCGCCGGUUUGCAGGACUUUGACUCGGCCCUGAUGGACAACUUGAAAACAGUUAGCAUCGCUUCACUUGACAAGUCUCAAUACAUCGGCUGUAAGGUGACGGUGCUGCUCUUCAUCUAUUUUCUGGCCACCAACUAUUACUGGAUCCUGGUGGAAGGCCUCUACCUGCACAGCCUCAUCUUCAUGGCGUUUCGGUCUGAUUCCAAAUACCUCUGGGGCUUUAUUCUUAUAGGCUGGGGUGUGCCGGCUCUUUUUGUGGCGGUCUGGGCGAUUGUCAGGGCGACGCUGGCGGAUGCGAGGUGCUGGGAGUUGAGUGCUGGUAACAUCAAGUGGAUCUACCAGGUGCCCAUUUUGACAGCAAUAGGGCUCAACUUUAUUCUGUUUGUGAAUAUUGUUCGAGUUCUGGCCACGAAGAUACGAGAGACCAACGCAGGGCGAUAUGACACCAGGAAACAGUACAGGAAAUUAGCAAAGUCCACCCUGGUUCUGGUGCUGGUCUUUGGGAUCCACUACAUCAUCUUUGUUGGCAUGCCUCACACGUUUGAGGGAUCAAGCUGGGAGAUCCGGAUGUACUGUGAGCUUUUCUUCAACUCAUUUCAGGGCUUCUUUGUGUCCAUUAUCUACUGCUACUGCAACGGAGAGGUCCAGACAGAAAUAAAGAAAACGUGGACCCGCUGGAACCUGGCCUUUGACUGGGAGGGCUCAGUGGUCUGCGGGCGGUACCGUUACGGCUCCGUGGUUGUGGGUCUGAACAACAACAGCACCAGCAGUCAGUCUCAUCUGGCGGGCGGGGGGCUUUCCACGCGAUCCACCACGGUGGCGUCGAGCCGCAUGWGUCGGAGCGCAGGCCCCCCCUCCAUCAACGUGCACGCCACCCUCCCGGGCUACGUAAUGACUAACUCGGACCCGUCCAUACCCGAAGAACCCGAGGACAGUGGCCCCAAACAGGUGGAUGACAUCUCACUGAAGGAAAACCUGCCGGUCCUGAAUACGAGCGCGACGGCAGAGGAUGAGGAGGAGACUCUGUAGCAGACAAUAAUAAUAAUUAUAAAAGGAAAAACUGUGAAGAACUCUGCAGAUGGAGCUUUGCAACUCAUUGUCUGCUGGAAUUCAACAGAAUUAUGACAAACAAACAAACAAACAAACAAGUCUGACUGAACUUCAGUAAACGGAGAAGCAGUUCUAACUCCAGAUAUGAGAGGCCAUUUAGGCCAUAAUCCAAACUUGCGCUCACAUUCACUAUCAAACCUGAAACAGCAACUAGAACUCAUGGACAUCUUUUUUAAACUCAACAAACGAAAACAUGAAUGAAAUACAAAGUAAAACCUUAAAAACAAUGAUUUAUCAUUGGAAAUGGACAUUUAUACGUGUUUAGUCUCAUCUUGCUCGGCUGUGGCUUCUGGSUGUUGGUAAACAGUGAUUUACUCUGUUAGGAAGUUGAAUAAGAUAAGAUAAAGCAAAGAGCUCUUCUGUUUCCUGUGAACCCAACUGUAAAUAUAAUUUACUGGAUUUAACAUAAAAUAGAGAAACAGUGUUUCACAUGGUGCACAGCACUGAUUGUUUGAUUUUAGGUGAAUUUAUUUGAAUUUUGUAACCUCCACUUUUGCUGUCGACUGGUAUAAAACCGCAAUCAAAACAAGCACACUGAUGAUUGUUUACAGUUUAAAGGAGUAUAAAGAGUUUGUAAUAAGAUGGAGACAGCAGUAGCAGCAUGAUGACUGAGAAAAGUAAAGAUCCCCCAGAAUGUUGCAGGUUGAUGAAAUUAAUUUUUUCCAGCGAGUGUUCACAGUUUUUUUAAUUUAAUUUUCAGUAUCUUUUUCAUGAACUCGAUGAAAUAAAUAACAUUCAUGCAGAUGAUAAAACAGCCCCAAAAUUUAAUUUAUUUUUGUAUUGUGGAUCCUAAGAGCCGAAGAAACAUCUGCAACUUUUAAUUUUUUUCUCCUCUAUGUUAUAUUUUUUGGUCACUUUACAACUAACUUUCGGCAUUUUUUAGGUUUCCAUGUAUGAAGUUAAAUCUGGUAACCUGAUGUGUUAGAUCAGGAUCAAUAAUGGAUCAAGUCAACACUGACUUUCAGUUUUUAGUUGUCAAAUUAAAAAUAAAGUUGAAUAAUUCCAUAAAUCAAUCCAGGCUGUUUUAAUCUGCUAACCUAUAGGCCUAUAUCUAACCCAGAUUAAAUUAAGUACUKUUUAACCMUCUUGAGUAAAUUCACAAGCCUAGUCUCUAUGURAAKCUAUCAAUCUGAUUUUUAACUUCAGCAGUCAUAAUGUUUGUAACUGUAACUUUGUUAUUUAAGUCAAAAGACACUAUAACUAUUAUUAUUAUUAUUAUUUCUUUUUGUUUCAUUUCAAAAGCUGCACAUCAACUAAAAUAUAACUUGAUUGGCUACACAGCUGUGGUGUCAGAAUGAAGCUCAGAGCUGAUUGGCCGAUUCUAGUUAAUCAAUCGUGUACAAUGUAUGGGUGGGACAUAAGGGGCUUGCCACACAUUUUGUGCUCUGGAGAGUCUAUAGAUGAACCCAGUUGGUUAAAAGAGGUGUCAAUCAAGAGAAGACCAUCAAUCGAAUUGUUUGAACAGCCUAUURUGCAAAUUCAAAGUGUCUGGUAGCGAGGGUCAGGGUAUGAAGAGGAAGGAAGUACCCAAAAGCUGAAAAUGUACCGCGGGCCGUACAUUGAGGGUUAAGAAAURUUCUGACUUUAAUUUAUAGGAUGAAAAAUGUAAAGAGAACGAGGGGCCAGGCCUAAAACAUUUUUUCAUAACAUUGUCAAUUACACAUUUUUUCUGCAAUUACAGCCCAUUUUUUAAUCUUACUGUUUUUAUUACGUAGUUCUUUCAAGUUAGUUUUUCUUUAAACAUGAAGUUAAUUCAGCCAAAUCUCAGUGAAAUAAAAGGGCUCAGACUUUUGUCUUUGUCAAAAAUAAGAAGUUACAAUAACUGAUUCAAGACGAAGAGGUCACACAGAAAAUCAUUUUGAUAUUAAUAAAAGCUGACAUUGAUAACUUUGGUGUAUGUCUAUAAAAACAAAACAUUUUUUUCAACUCAGGUGAUGUGGAAACACUGUUGACCCUGACCGCUAACAGCACCUAAAGUCACUAAAACAUUUGCAAACUUAAUCUGCUGAUCUGCUUUGACCUGGUUCCUGCUCAUGAAUUCACAGGGAUCUAAMUUUCAUCUCAACAUUCAACAAGUGCCUCAUGCCUAAUUAGUGGUAGAUGCUUUAUCAGUUGACAUUUUUUGCACCUUUUCUCAUUUGUGCUUCUUAUUAAACAGUUGAUAUAUUGUACUGUUCAGCUUACAUCAGUGAAAACAAUGCAACAGAACUGGUGAGGGACCAAAACUGUGUUAAUGCCCUUUUUUUAUCGUCACGGUCCAUAAACAUCASCAAGAGCCAAGGGAAAAGUAUGAGAGGCCCUUUAGGCCAGUAUGUGUGAAAGUACAUGUGAGAGCAAGUUUGAAUUAUGGCUUAAACGGCCUCUCAUAAAAAAAAGACUUAAAACGUGAGGUCAGUCCACAUUGUGAAUAGUUGUGCGUUUUGUAAAGAAACAAACAAAAAAGUGUUUAAAAAUAAGCAAUGUAUUUUUUUUCCUUUAUGUAAAUUGUUCACAUUUUUCACCAUAAAGACAACAUUAAAUCUAACUCYACUGUCAGUCAUGCUGGCUGUUAAACARUGGAGGAGAGCCGGUGGUUAUUUARCUGUCUGUUUGUUGCAUGCGUGGUCCUCUGCAGCUGCAGAAGCUUUAAAAUCCUGACUUGAAAGAAUGGUUUUAAAACAUUUUAAAAGCCAAAUUCAUUCAUUUUUUCAAUGCUUAUCUGUGUUUGUUUUUUUUAAAUGAUCCUCUUGUCUAUCCUGUCUCUUAGCUGAAAAUAAAUGUCUAAUGAUUUCUGCAA
Messenger RNA from Austrofundulus limnaeus, 4675 nucleotides. It is a transcript of the gene pth2ra, whose product is annotated as parathyroid hormone 2 receptor a. The record is from RefSeq and is a predicted model, not a curated record. Gene Ontology annotation, biological process: cell surface receptor signaling pathway; adenylate cyclase-modulating G protein-coupled receptor signaling pathway. NCBI's taxonomy places the organism in Eukaryota, Metazoa, Chordata, Actinopteri, Cyprinodontiformes, Rivulidae. Gene Ontology annotation, molecular function: G protein-coupled peptide receptor activity; parathyroid hormone receptor activity; peptide hormone binding. Gene Ontology annotation, cellular component: plasma membrane.